AGGAAAACAAAAACGAAAACGAAAGUAAGCCCUGACCGCACUCUGACAUGGGCAGCGAUUUGAGGCAAAACAAAUGCAGUAAAACUCGAUGGAAGGGAAAAGCUGUUAACAAACAAAAAUUAAAACACUCAAAGAAAAGAAAAGAAAAUAAAGCGAACGUGCAAAAAUUGGCAAUGGGAAUAAUUGGAAUACAGUGCCACCACGCGACGUUAUCUGUGCAGCGUAGUUCUGGCCGAAAGACGAAGCGAAGAAGGCUGUGAGACGGCUGGCAGAGAUAGUAGUAGUUCGACUACUUCGUACUAACCAAAUAGGCGCUCACCUUAUACAUGCGUAAAUGGGCAUGAUAAAUACUUAAAUAUAUGUACAUAUGUGUAUGCACCAAACUUCGAGCAUACAUACAUGCAGACAUACAUACAUACGGACGUCUGUAUGUGAGUACAUGUAUCAAAAAAAUCCAAAUCGAUUGCCUGCCUAGUUAGGCGGUUCUGAUAAGAUAGAAGACUCCUCGAGCCCAGCACACGUACACUGAGAGAGAGUGAGAGUGAGAGAGAGGGAGAGAACAAGAGAGAGACACACUUACAGAGGCAUUCCAGAAAAAGCGAUACAUAACUGGAGUGAAACAUCGAGAGGUGCGCCAAGUGCCAAGUACUAGUCGUGGUUAUACAAUUACCAGCAGCAGGCGAGCAGCAAGCAAGGAGCAGGAGUCAUGAGCAGCAUCGGCCAAGUCAACGCUACCAUUGCCAGUGCCAAUGGGCACGGGGACAGCGACAGCAACAGCAACAGCAGAGAAACACCAAUGGGCCAAACUGACAACGACCAGCUGCAAAUCUUGGGCCAGCUGCGCAGCAUUGAGCAGAUCAACGAGCAGCGCCGCAUCUUCCUGAAGAGCACUAUCAACGAGAUACAGGAGGAGAACGGCAGCGAGCCAGCUGAGGAGGUGCCCGAGCUGCGACGCCAAGUGACGCCGCCCAAUAGUCUGGCGCUGAGCGUUAAAUAUGCCACGCUGCCAAGUCCAACGCUGGCCACAUCGACGAUGGUGCGCUCGCCGCUGUCGCCGCCGCCGAAGCCGCCGAUGCUAAGUCGCACGCGCAGCACAGGCUCGGGGGAUGCGCGAUCGCCGCUGGGCAAUGGCGAGGCGGUUGUGUUGCGGCAUAGUGUCACAAAAGCCGCCCUGACGCCAGCAGCAACAACAGAAAUACCAGCAGAAGCAGCACCAACAGCAGCAGUAGCAACACCUGUGGCAGCAGAAACACUAGAAGCAGCAACUCCUGCAACAGCAGCAGCAGCAACUCCGGAAACAGCAGCAGCAGCAACUCCUGCAACAGCUGCACCAGCACCAGCAAUAGAUUCAACUCCAGCAACAACAACAACAAGAAAGUCAUCCGUUGAGCAACCAGCGCUACCAACUACGAUCUCAAGCAAGCACUAUGAGAGCCUCAUCGAAGAGCUGCGCUGUCCCGGCUGCGCGAGUCCGAUGAAGGCGCCCGUGAUGCUCUGCAAGAGCGGGCACAGCGUGUGUGAGCAGUGCACCCGCAUUCGUCUGAUGUGUCCGCUGUGCAAGGAGGGAUUCACCACAUUGCGCUCGCUGACAAUUGAGGCGCUGUGCGCCAAGGCGCACUUCGGGUGCAGUUUCGCGGCGGGUGGGUGCGUGGUCAGGAUGCCGGUGGCGCUGCUGCCGUGGCACGAGCAGCAGUGCAUCUAUAAGCCGAUGAAGUGCUUCAUGGGGCGCGUGUGGGGCGACUGCAAGUGGCACGGUAGGGAGGUGCAGUGGAAGCAGCACCUGGAGGAGCAGCACAAGUCGAAGCUGUUCUGUGCAGCCAGCGCGGAUCUGGUGUGGAACAUGGCCAAGCAGAUCCGGCCACUGACUGGCUACUAUGUGUUCCAGGCAUUCGACGAGAUGUUCAACUUCUACGAGAUCUACGACAAGGAGCGCAUCCUGUUCACCAUGACCUGCACCUCGAAUCGGCGCGAGACCAAGUACAACUAUGCCUACGAGGUGACCCUGCUGCAGCCGAACAACGAGGCGCUUUCCCUGACCCAGAAGUUUCCCGUUCACAGCGAGUACGACAAGGACAUCCUGCUGGAGGGCACCUGCGUCAGCAUUGGGCUCAACGAGCUGUCGCGCUUUGUCGACGACGAUAAGUUGCUCCAUUAUCGGGUUACUGUUAUGGCGGUGAGGUCGCCGCGCCACUCCAAGCCCAUGCGACAGAGUCUGCCCCAGCCGCUGAACUAUCAGCAGCCGAAGAUUGCCGGCGUCAACGGCAAGAGCGUGCCGCCCUGCAUGAUCAUCACGCGCACCUACAAGGAGGCCAUCGGCGAGGUGGCCGAUACGGCAGUUGCGCCAGUUACGCCGGAUGGCGAGACAUCCGAGAGCGGCACCAGUCUGGAGCUGGAGCGCAAGUGGGGCACGCCGCAGCUGCACUUUAAUCGCAAGUAUCUGAACACGUGCAGCGACGUGUCCAACGACGCCAAUGCCAAGGAGGAUGUACUGCGUCCAUUGCACGAGCCGCACGCCAGCCUCCAGGCGGUCAACGACGACAAGCUCUCCAUGUGCAGCAACAGCACCAGCUACACCAAAAAGAUCUCCAGCUCGCUGCGCCGCAGCAUUCGCUCACUGAAGUGCGACCUGGUGGAGAUGCGCCCCUUCGCCAAGAAGAAGUCGACGGCAACAACAGCAAAGGCAACAGCAUCAGCAACAAAAACAACAUAGGUGAUGACUGCAAUCAAUCAGUAAAGUUCUCGGAGCACUUGCCGGAAAUAUAUUUAUAUGACUCGCUAUAAAAAUGUAAAUAGUUUUUGUUUUGUAUUAUUAUUAUUAUUAUUAUUCAACAACAAAUGAGAGUCGAGAGUUAUUGUUGAAAAUCUGAUAGAUGAAUUGGAUAUUGUUUGAAUUAAACUCAUAAAUAAAAGACGAAAUACUCCGAGUAAGACAAGCAAACAAGACAUGGAAAGGCUUCCAGUUAACAUAAAUCAAUAUACAUAAUGAAAUAUAUUCGAUUUCAAGUCAAUAAAGUUUUCGCUUGAACUAA
Messenger RNA from Drosophila mojavensis, 3029 nucleotides. RefSeq lists its product as uncharacterized. Gene Ontology annotation, molecular function: zinc ion binding; ubiquitin protein ligase activity; ubiquitin conjugating enzyme binding. Gene Ontology annotation, cellular component: cytoplasm. Gene Ontology annotation, biological process: proteasome-mediated ubiquitin-dependent protein catabolic process; multicellular organism development. Lineage: Eukaryota; Metazoa; Arthropoda; Insecta; Diptera; Drosophilidae. The transcript is spliced from 3 exons. The record is from RefSeq and is a predicted model, not a curated record. Bases 707 to 2710 code for a protein of 667 amino acids.